Panicum virgatum (switchgrass) is the source of this 1138-nucleotide messenger RNA. RefSeq names its product membrane protein PM19L-like. Bases 218 to 688 code for a protein of 156 amino acids. The transcript has 3 exons. NCBI's taxonomy places the organism in Eukaryota, Viridiplantae, Streptophyta, Magnoliopsida, Poales, Poaceae. The record is from RefSeq and is a predicted model, not a curated record.
GCGUAUUUUGCGUCUCGCCCUGCAUCAAUGGCGUCCUCGUGUGUGUGUGUAUAUAAAGGGUGCGCCUGCGACGAAGGCUACCUCAGGCCAGCAGAAAGAGUAUACGUAGAGCUAGCGCGAGCUAGAUUGCGAGUCGUAGGAGCCAUCGAGCUCGUUGGCCGUCGACGAGUCGAUAAGCUAGUAGCAACAAGGUAAGCUAGCUAGGUUGUUCCGAUCCAUGGCGAACGAGGGUCUGAAGCCGGUGGCCGGGCUCCUCCUGGUGCUCAACUUGUGCAUGUACGUCAUCGUGGCGGCGGUCGGCGGGUGGGCCAUCAACCACGCCAUCAACUACGGCUUCUUCAUCGGCUCCGGGCUGCAGCUGCCGGCGCACUUCUCCCCGAUCUACUUCCCCAUCGGCAACGCGGCGACCGGGUUCUUCGUCAUCUUCGCCGUCAUCGCCGGGGUCGUGGGCGCCGCCGCCGCGCUCGCUGGGUUCCACCACGUCCGCGCCUGGAGCUCCGAGAGCCUGCCGGCGGCGGCGUCCUCCGGGUUCAUCGCCUGGACGCUCACCCUGCUCGCCAUGGGACUGGCCGUCAAGGAGAUUGAGCUGCACGGCAGGAACUCCAGGCUGAUCUGCAUGGAGUCCUUCACCAUCAUCCUGUCGGCGACGCAGCUCCUGUACCUGCUCGCCAUACACGGAGGGAGGUGAAGGCGAGCCUGAGAUCGACCGAUCGGGUCGUACUGGCUGCCGAGAGAAGGACACUGAAGAUUGGUUGGGCGUCGAAUCGAGAGGUGACGAUGCAUUGGUUUCAUCGGCCUGCUGUGGGUUUCUUCCGACUUCCGAGAUGGAGAGGCAGAACGUACGUGUGUGUGUGUGUGUGUGUGUGUGUGUGUGUGUGUGUGUGUGUGUGUGUGUGUGUGUGUGUGUGUGUGUGUGUGUGUGUGUGUGCGCGUGUGUUAAUUAUACUUACGGCAUGUGUCGGGGGUUGAUGAAUCGAGUGGUGUGGUGUGUCAACGAUGGUGGGUUCGAUUGGCUCCGCGUGAUCCGUCGAUUUGUUUCCGAGAUGGAGGGGGCAAGUAUGUGACCGAGUAUUAUUACGUGUAGCUGUUUGCUGAUUUGAUCAAUGUCAUGAUGUGAUGAAAUGUUUAUUUGAUUGCU